GUGUCAGUGCUGCAGAAUCAGGGCCGAGAGAUGAUGAUCGUCACCAGUGGUGCUGUAGCUUUUGGAAAGCAGCGGUUGCGUCAUGAGAUCUUGCUUUCUCAGAGCGUGAGGCAAGCGCUUCACUCGGGCCAGAGUCAGCUAAAAGACAUGGCUGUUCCAGUCCUGGAGGCCCGAGCCUGCGCAGCGGCUGGCCAGAGUGGGCUCAUGGCUCUGUACGAGGCCAUGUUCACACAGUACAGCAUCUGUGCAGCUCAGAUUCUAGUCACCAACCUGGAUUUCCACGAUGAACAGAAGCGUCGGAACUUAAAUGGAACAUUGCAUGAGCUUUUAAGAAUGAAUAUUGUCCCUAUAAUCAACACUAAUGAUGCUGUUGUUCCACCUCCAGAACCAAACAGUGAUCUGCAGGGGGUAAAUGUGAUUAGCGUGAAGGAUAACGACAGUCUGGCAGCACGACUGGCUGUGGAAAUGAAAACUGAUCUUCUCAUUGUUCUCUCAGAUGUAGAAGGACUCUUUGACAGCCCCCCAGGGUCUGAUGAUGCAAAGCUCAUUGACAUCUUCUACCCAGGAGACCAGCAGUCUGUAACGUUUGGCACCAAAUCCCGGGUGGGAAUGGGAGGCAUGGAAGCCAAG
Molecule: messenger RNA, 630 nt
Organism: Eurypyga helias (sunbittern)
Lineage: Eukaryota; Metazoa; Chordata; Aves; Eurypygiformes; Eurypygidae
Product: delta-1-pyrroline-5-carboxylate synthase-like
Exons: 5
Cellular component (GO): mitochondrion
Molecular function (GO): ATP binding; kinase activity; glutamate-5-semialdehyde dehydrogenase (NADP+) activity
Source: RefSeq, a predicted model, not a curated record